AUGACCAGUGUAUGUAGAACAGUCAUCUGGACUGGUAGUGCAGAGACAUCAAAGAGAGCACUAGUAGCUUGGGAAAAAUUAUGUUUGCCUAAGUCAGCAGAAGGGCUGAACAGCAUUGAUAAUAGGGAUUUGGAUGAAAUGCUUAAUCCUAAGCAAGCGAGCUGGCUUGUCAGAGAGAUAUUUGAUGUGAGGAAACGGUUCCCACCAGGACAUAUACAGACUAAAUUGCAGCAUUAUUGUUUUAAGGGGAAAUUUAGCAUUAAGAAAGCAUAUCAGGGGUUUAAGAGAUUAUCAACUGUUGAUAGGCUUGAAAAAUGGGGUAUUAGUGUAAACAAAGAUUGUGUACUAUGCGGUUCAAGGAAACUAGAAACAAUGGAGCAUCUAUGGUUUGAGUGUAGCUAUGCAAAACAUAUGUGGAGUGUUCUGUUGAACUGGCUAGAAGCAGCACAUCCAAUUAAAGCUUGGGAUACUAAGGUGCAAUGGCUAGAGAAGCAAGUCAAUCAUAACAGAGCCAUAGCAGAUAUACUAAAAUUCCUCUUCUCAGCAACUGUUUAUCAUGUAUGGAAUGAAAGGAACAACAGAAGAUUUAAGGUAUUCAACAAGGAGAGCACAAGAAGACUGAAGGAAAUUUCUAUCCAGCUGCAUAUAUUCAACAAGGAGAGCACAAGAAGACUGAAGGAAAUUGCUAUCCAGCUGCAUACUAGAGGCAAUCACCAGCAGAAAUGUAAGCAUAUUCUAGAGAAAUUGAAUUGUUAUCCUACCUAG
This is a messenger RNA of Lycium barbarum (goji berry), 765 nucleotides long. RefSeq lists its product as uncharacterized. The coding region runs from base 1 to 765 and encodes 254 amino acids. NCBI's taxonomy places the organism in Eukaryota, Viridiplantae, Streptophyta, Magnoliopsida, Solanales, Solanaceae. The record is from RefSeq and is a predicted model, not a curated record. The transcript has 3 exons.